CUCAACCCCUGACCCCACUGCUACAAUCCUAGAGGGCACUCUGGCCCAGCCCCUGGGCCGCAUGGGCCAGCCAGCUGAGGUGGCGGCUGCUGCUGUGUUCUUGGCCUCCGAAGCCACCUUCUGCACGGGGACUGAGCUGCUCGUGACCGGGGGUGCGGAGCUGGGGUAUGGGCGCAAGAUUUGGAUCCCCAGAUUUCUCCCUGUUCCUUGGUUUCUGUGUGGUCCCAGAAGAUAUGCCUCAUCCAGCUUCAAGGCUGCUGACCUGCAGCUGGAAAUGACACAGGAGCCUCAUAAGAAGCCUGACCCCAGCCAGCCCCUGCUGUUCGGGAAGACAUUCACCGACCACAUGCUGAUGGUGGAAUGGAGCCAGGAGAAGGGCUGGGGCCAGCCCCGAAUCCAGCCCUUCCAGAACCUCACGCUGCACCCGGCCUGCUCCGCUCUGCACUACUCCCUUCAGCUCUUUGAAGGCAUGAAGGCGUUCAAAGGUGGGGACCAGCGUGUGCGCCUCUUCCGACCUUGGCUCAACAUGGAACGGAUGCUGCGCUCGGCCCUCCGCCUCUGCCUGCCGAGUUUCGACAAAAUUGAGUUGCUGGAGUGCAUCCGCCGGCUGGUGGAAGUGGACCAGGACUGGGUCCCUGGCAGCGUGGGCACUAGCCUCUAUGUGCGGCCCGUGUUGAUCGGGAACGAGCCCUCGCUAGGUGUCGGCCACCCUACUCGAGCCCUCCUGUUCGUCAUUCUCAGCCCGGUGGGCGCCUACUUCCCUGGAGAUGGCUUGAAACCUGUCUCCCUCCUGGCAGAUCCAUCAUUCAUCCGGGCCUGGGUGGGUGGGGUCGGCAACUACAAGCUGGGAGGGAAUUACGGGCCCACCGUGUUAGUGCAGCAGGAGGCACAAAAGAAGGGCUGCGAGCAGGUCCUCUGGCUGUAUGGGCCUGAUCACGAGCUCACCGAGGUGGGCACCAUGAACAUCUUCGUCUUCUGGACCUAUGAGGACGGGGCGCUGGAACUGGUGACACCCCCACUGGACGGCAUCAUCCUACCUGGAGUAGUCCGACAGAGUCUGCUGGACCUGGCCCGGACCUGGGGUGAAUUCCGAGUGGUAGAGCGUAAGAUCACCAUGAAGGAGUUCCUGCGGGCGCUGGAGGACAGCCGGGUCCGAGAAGUCUUCGGUUCAGGCACCGCUUGCCAGGUCUGCCCCGUGCACCAAAUCCUGUACCAAGGCAAGCAUUUCCACAUUCCCACCAUGGAAAACGGGCCCCAGGUUAUCCUCCGCUUCCACAAGGAACUGAAGGCGAUCCAGUACGGAUCAAAAGCCCAUGAAUGGAUGCUCCCGGUGUAAUGCUCUGGGCUUCGCCGGAUCACUCCACGGACCACCGCCGUGUAGCAUCCAGCCCCUGUUGGACCAUCACCUCCGUACCAAUGACUCACCUGAAGUGCAAUAUGAAGUAAGAGACGGGGGAGCCGGGACGCCUGGAUCUCCGGUGCCCCCAUGUUACACUCCCAAAGCCAUAAGGGCCUGACCCAGGCGUCUUGGCCCCUAGCCCCGCCACUCAGGCCUUGGGGACCCGUACUCCCCGCUGCUCCGUGUUGUGGGUCAGGUAUAUACUUUGACCCCAAAUCAGCAUCUCCGUUUUCAGGCCGGAUCUCCCGGUGCUGCAGUUUUUUGUUUUUUGU
Molecule: messenger RNA, 1671 nt
Organism: Budorcas taxicolor (takin)
Lineage: Eukaryota; Metazoa; Chordata; Mammalia; Artiodactyla; Bovidae
Gene: BCAT2
Product: branched chain amino acid transaminase 2
Exons: 12
Coding region: 62-1336 (424 amino acids)
Biological process (GO): L-leucine biosynthetic process; L-valine biosynthetic process
Cellular component (GO): mitochondrion
Molecular function (GO): branched-chain-amino-acid:2-oxoglutarate transaminase activity
Source: RefSeq, a predicted model, not a curated record